This is a messenger RNA of Physella acuta, 1026 nucleotides long. Its product is annotated as histamine H2 receptor-like. Gene Ontology annotation, molecular function: G protein-coupled receptor activity. NCBI's taxonomy places the organism in Eukaryota, Metazoa, Mollusca, Gastropoda, Physidae. Gene Ontology annotation, biological process: G protein-coupled receptor signaling pathway. The record is from RefSeq and is a predicted model, not a curated record. Gene Ontology annotation, cellular component: membrane.
AUGGCCAGUGCUAGUAACGUCGUUAGCAUUCAAAUGAACACGACGUUCACGUUUGAACUCAUCGCUGACGACACGACCUGGUUGGCCAUGAAGAUUCUGAUGUUUGGUGUCACCCCGACCAUCUCCUUGUUCGGCAUCGUCGGCAACAUCUUCAGCCUGCACAUCCUCACCAAGCACGGGCUCCAGAAGUGCUCCAACAUCCUGCUGGUGACCUUGGCCUUCUCGGACAUCAUGUUCCUCAUCGGCUUCAACAGCGUGCCGAAGAUUCUCUACCAGGCUGCAUGGGACCACGAGUACCGUGGUCUGUCUGAACUCGAAACGAGAAUUCUAUUUGCACUGUUCUGCGUAUUCACAGUAUUCGACUACACAUUCGGUCAGAUGGGUCUGAUUCUACCCAUGCUCAUAACCUUUGAAAGACUAGUGGUUAUUUUCUUACCUCUUUCUUUCAAUAGAAUCAUCACCCCGCCCAGAACAUGGCUGACAGUUUUCGGUUUAUUUCUUUAUUCGUUAUCAAUUUUUAUCUAUUCCAGUUUUUGGUCAGACAUCACCAUCUACUACGACUCUAUAACUAACGUAUCCAUAGAAACGAUUGGAAUGUCAGAAUAUUUUUACCAAAAUGUUGAUGCUGCCACUGCUCUUGAAGAAUUCAUGGUUUAUUCCUGCAUGAUUAUACCCCAGUGGGUCACGGCAUUUGGGUGUGUUGUUAUUUUCAUAAAAAUAAAGCUCAGCUCCAUCCGCAGGAAAAAUUUGACCAAGAAGUUUGUUUCCACCACCCGCACAACCAAGAUGUUGCUGUCGGUGUGCUGUGUGUACAUCGUGUCGUCAUCCAUACUCUCGCUACCAAACUACAUCCCCCAAUACGCCUCGUACUCUCUAACAGACGACACGCAGGGUAAUAUCAACAAGGUUGUCUAUCAACUUAUCAACACGGUUGUGUGCAUCAACAGUUCUAGUAAUUUCAUCGUUUACGUCGUGCUCAAUAAGAAUUUCAGAACUACUUUUCUACAGCUGUUUCACUGGCUUUAG